CGGAGAAAAGYUGUCUGUAUUACCCGUCACUACCAAUGUGGCCUUGAUUAUACCGCGAUAAUGCAGCUAGCAAGUCCCUACGAAGUGAAGGAUCAUCAACUGACCCUUAUCAUCCCUCUUAUCAAUCCUGGACAUUGGCGGCUGUGGCGCGAAACUUUUGAGGAGUUGUCUUUGUGCUUGGCCAGAGUAAAGGUGGCGUGGACACAGACCAGCGGGCAUCCUACGUGGAUCGAAAAUCUGGAGCUGCUAAUCAUCCAAGCUUGGAGGACUGAUGUGGAGGGCGAUCUUCUUGGCUUUCUCUUUGGAUCGGUACAGCCGGGGCGCCGCCAGCUGAUUGCGCAGGAGCUCAUCGCACUGAUCGUGCAAUUGGCGGACAAUCUCUCGCCCGACAUCUAUUCACAGAGUGACGACAGUCCUGCUCCGUACAUUUUCGAGCGAUCAUUGGAUCCGUACCUUCAGUGGACUGCGUGCUUUGAGGAACCUAGGGACGAGGAUACGCUACCAUCGCGGCAGGAGUAUCUCAAGCCGUACGAUAUCAUCCCUCACGCCUUUUAUCCAAGGGUGGAGGAAGUGGUGAUCGWCGACGACGAAGAAGACGAGGACGAGGAAACAUCGRAGGAGGGAAGCUAUAGUGAACAUAGCGAGGGCGAGUUGAGCGAAGGAGAAGAGGAGGAAGAAGAAACCGGAUCUGAGUGGGAAGCCUUGCCGGAGGAAGCGACGCGUACGGGAACGGAGGCGGAAGAUCCGGAAGCAAAAAAGUCGGCAGGGGGGGAAUCAUAUCGGCGGCGGGAAGUCUUACCUGAAGUGCCGUGCUGGUGGGAGCGACGCUGCCAGCACCCAGCUCUACCAAUGGGAAACGACGAGCGGGAAAGCGGGACCGCUUUUAGGAAUGGGAAAUCGCUGCCUCGCUUAGAAAGGUUAUCUCUCUCCUCCUCUUCGACGUUAGGAAACCCAGACGAGAAAACCGGUACGACGCGUUCUUUGCCGUCUUCGAUCUCGCCGGCUUGCCCUGUAGGGAGAGCAAAUGCAAAUGGGAAGCGGGAUGAAGGGGAAGAAGCAUCUGUUGUCUCGUUGAAGGCGAAGUAUACCAUCGAGGCGCUCGUCAAUGUCGGUACUGUGCGCGUCCACGUGUUCUUCGGCGAUGGAGAUGAUGAUGUGGACGGCAGCGCCGACGUGGCGAGCUCGAUGUCCUCUCGAUUUCGCUUCGUCGAAGCGGAAGUGGAGCAGGGUGACGCUGGAGGGGGAAGCGAGAACGAGCUGGCGACGGUAGACAACCGAGAUCCAGAUGGUCGAGGAGGUCGCGACUUGGGGGAAAAAGGGGAAGAACCUCGUCGUCAAUGGCUGGUGGUGCACGUGGAGGACCGGGAUCGCGACGGGCGACAGCUGCAGUUGCGCAGGCGUCUUCGCAUUCCCUUGCCCCCAAGUUGCAGGGUGAUAGAGGAGAGUUUACGCUGCCACGUCAGAGAUGAUGACGUGGAAGUCAAGUUUCGAAUAAGCGAGCACAAGCUUGAUGACGCUGACGAUGGCGAUGAUCAUAAUUGGGAUGGCCAUGAGAACGAAGAGGAAGAGGAUCAAGACGGUAGCGGCGGCGGCGAUGGAGAAGGAAGAGUAGAUGGCGAAGAAGAGGUGGUCGAGGACUGUUCUUCUUGGAAGAAGAACAGAGAAGACUCGAGCGAUUCCCGCCGUCGAUUGGAUGAUGAGCUGAUCGUGAUGAAGUCCAUGAAGGUGCCGAUGACGUCCACGAUGAGAAGUCCGGAAUGCCGUCGAGGAAGAGCCGCAACGUCGACGAGCCGAAGUAGCAAAACUGGAGUGGAUGGAGUACUGAGAAGUCAAGGACGUGGGAAGGACGACGACGAGUGCGCUGUGGAUGCUCAAAAGCAUCCGGCUGCUGCUGAAGGUCUGCCUCAGAUGGAGCAGGCUCGACUUCAACGGUCUCCUCAGCCGGGGGAGAAGGAGGAGGGUCAGUGGGCUGAGGAGGAGCAGUGAACCCAUCACUACGAGCACGGUCAUAGGCACGCACCAACAUGCGAGCGUGCUGCAAGUGCUCGAGGGGCUCCCAGGUAGCCUCCUCAUCAGGGUAACCCUUCCAACGCACGAGAUACUCGACGUGGGGAGGGUUGUCGUCGGUGACUCGGCGACCAAUGAUGUCUGAAACGAGGAACUCCUCGUGGCCGUCCACCAUGAAGGGUGGAGGGCGCUCGUAUGGUUGUCCAGUGAAACGCUCAGACGGUCUGCGGUAAGGACGCAGUAACGAGACGUGGUAGACAUCAUGCACACGAGCCUGGCGUAGGUAGUCGGGGAGCUUCACACGAAAGCUGACCGGGCUAGAUGCUGUAUCAGAACCGAUGCCCUGGAGGAUGCGGCAUGGGCCAAAAAAGCGACGCUGAAACUUGUGAAGCGUGUCCGCUUCGAGCUGUAAGUGGCGGGUAUGGAUAAGCACAUCAUCACCGACUUUGAAUGAAUGGUCCAUCCUCGA
Molecule: messenger RNA, 2476 nt
Organism: Chara braunii
Lineage: Eukaryota; Viridiplantae; Streptophyta; Charophyceae; Charales; Characeae
Source: the annotation of a GenBank genome assembly